This is a messenger RNA of Eriocheir sinensis (Chinese mitten crab), 3649 nucleotides long. RefSeq names its product L-threonine 3-dehydrogenase, mitochondrial-like (gene Tdh). The coding region runs from base 1031 to 2113 and encodes 360 amino acids. The record is from RefSeq and is a predicted model, not a curated record. Gene Ontology annotation, molecular function: L-threonine 3-dehydrogenase activity. Gene Ontology annotation, biological process: L-threonine catabolic process. NCBI's taxonomy places the organism in Eukaryota, Metazoa, Arthropoda, Malacostraca, Decapoda, Varunidae. The transcript has 9 exons.
AGUCAGGCCAGCGUGUGCAUGAUCCCUUCACCUCAGUAAGUGUUAGUUGUCUUGAAGAGCUGCGGCCGUGGGUCACUGCGGGUCGGGGCAGCACCGCCACCAACAUUACCGGCGGUGUGCGGUGAUGCAACCUUGGCGGAAAAAAAGUAGCCCAUCCCCCGGUGCCCGCAGCACCUACACACAACACUGGUAGUUGAGGACCCGAGGCUAGAGGAAAACAUUAAUGGUCAGGAUAAAACCACCGCCAUCAUCACCUCCAUCAAGACCUAAGCUUAAGCAAGCCUGCAUGACGACCGUCAGUGUCUCCGCCAGCCUCGGCAGCCACGCAGGAAAUCUAAAGUAUCCCAAACAUGACUGAGAAGUUCGACAAUCAAGGCAAAGACAUAUCCCCCGCCAUUGCCGCAGCUUCCUUUCAUGCCACAGGCAGAGCGUCAGUCCCCACGCACGCGGGAAAUUAUAAAUAUUCCGAAAUAUGACUAAUCAAGAUCAUUCGUUCCUAAUAUUAAUUGAGGAGGAAAUAGCGACGUGUGUGUUAUUCUGGGCGUGUGCGACACGGCAGACGCCCCCACGGAGUGCCCAGGGAUUGGUGGCGCGAGGCGUGGCGUGGCGGGCGCUGGCUGGCUGGCAGGCGGGCAGGGAGUAGCUCAGGGCUGCAUAAAUAUAGCCUUUCAUCCGUUCUCUAAGUUUGAGAUUUGUUGUGCUGGGGCCAGUGGGUGCAGUGAUGUAACCUGUCUUGCUGGCUCAGGAGGGCGCGGCCAAAGCCGGGAGACAAGCCGCCCCGUUACCCUGGCGGCAGGGCGCGGACAAAUGAUACCCUACAUAAAGGUGUUGGAUGACAUAUACAGGGACAGCAAGGCAACCAUUGAACUGCACAAGGAACGUGAGAAAAUCCUAAUUAAAAAGUGCUAGACAAGGUGACACUUUUUUUCCAAAAACUAUUCACGGACUCCUUAAAAAUCUUUAAGGAAUUAGAGUGGGAUAGCACGGGAGCCAGGGCAGGCGGUUCACCGUCAUCAUCAUCAGCAGCAGCAUGGCGCGCCUGAUGUGGCUGACGUCAAGCGCCCGUCAGUCCUGGCUUGCGUCACAGGCCUCGAGGAGCUGGCUGACGGCCCGGCGGCACUACCACUCCAACGGCGACCCCCCCAGGAUACUGAUAACAGGAAGCCUUGGACAGCUGGGCACGGGCCUGGCGAAGCUGCUGCGGGAGAAGUACGGCACACAGAACGUCAUCAUGUCAGACAUCGUCAAGCCCACCAAGGACAUCGUCAACUCAGGCCCCUACGUGUUCGCCGACAUCCUGGACUUCAAGUGUCUGCAGGAGAUCGUUGUGACCUACAGGAUAGACUGGCUGGUGCACUUCUCGGCGCUGCUAUCGGCGAUCGGCGAGCAGAACGUGCCGCUGGCCAUCAGGGUGAACAUCGAGGGCCUGCACAACGUGAUGGAGCUAAGCAAACAGUACAACCUCCGCGUCUUCGUCCCCUCCACCAUCGGCGCCUUCGGUCCCGACUCGCCCAGGAACCCCACGCCCAACCUCACCAUCCAGCGGCCGAGGACCAUCUACGGCGUGAGCAAGGUCCACGGCGAGCUGCUGGGAGAGUACUAUCACCACAGGUUCGGGCUGGACUUCCGCUGCCUCAGGUUCCCCGGCGUCAUCUCCUCUGACACGCAGCCAGGCGGCGGCACCACUGACUACGCGGUGCAGAUCUUCCACGACGCCAUCGAGGGUCGGGAGUUCGAGUGUUACCUGAGGCCAAACACGCGGCUGCCCAUGAUGUACAUCGACGACUGCCUCAGAUCGCUGUGGGAGAUGCUCGUGGCGCCCUCUGAGCGGCUCAAGCGGCGCACCUACAACGUCACCGCCAUGAGCUUCUCCCCCGAAGAGAUCGUGACGGCGGUGCGCAGACACUUCCCGGACCUGUGUGUCACGUACAAGCCGGACUCCAGACAGAAUAUCGCGGACACGUGGCCCGAGGUGUUUGACGACAGUGAGGCUCGCUGGGACUGGGGCUGGCAGCACCACUACGAUCUGGAGGCCAUGUGUGAGGUGAUGUUCGCCAACCUGAGGCAGCAGCAGCAGCACCACCAGCAGAUGGAGGGCGUGGCGGCUAGGUGACUCCCCGGCGUGGAGGCGGCGCGUGGGGGUGGCUGACGUGUGUGUUGUGGGUAGUUAGGGUGCUAGGCUCUGUUCAGGUUAACUUGGCGAAUAAGCCCCUCCCUCUCUCCCUUCAGCGAAUAAGCCCCUCCCUCUCUCCCUUCAGCGAAUAAGCCCCUCCCUCUCUCCCUUCAGCGAAUAAGCCCCUCCCUCUCUCCCUUCAACCUUGUACCAUUGUUUAAUUCACAACCAAAUCACGCCCCCUAUCCGACUCUCCGGCUGGAUGUGAUUGGUGGAUGCUGGACGAGACUGAAGCCGUGUGAAUGGCUGCUGGCCUGGGUGGGCGGGGCUUAUUUUCGAGGUUAGCGUGAACAGGGUGUUAGUGCGUAAAGGUGUUUCCAUAGACGUGUUCCGACAGUGCCGAGGCGAAGAAAGUGUGUGUGUGUGUGUGUGUGUGCGUGGGUGGGUGGGUGGGUGGGUGUGGGUCCAGAUGUCUAAGUGACCAGAGCAUCAAGUAGUCUAUAGUUACAUUUGUUCUAUCUUUCUUUUAUCGACGUUCCCUUCAUCACCGCACGAUUUCACUUCUGGUAUGACGAGGAUGAGUUGACACAGGAAGUAAAUAAAUGAAAUAGAUCACAUACUCUUUUCUUCAUCUCUCAACAUACACAAAUCAGUCAUUUAGGAAGGAUCAACACAUUGAUAUCCUGGACUGCCUCGUCUUACCAAAAGAAACAGUCAAAUUCUAUUACUUGUACGUAAAUCUGAACCUGCUGUAAUCUUCGUUGUUUUCCAAAAGGUUUGCACACAAAAACAGCCGUCAAGAAACAGUAUUAUAUAGUCUUAGAAUCCCUCUUAUCACUUUUGUACGUGCGUUAAACGCCUUAUGAAAAUUGUGAUACAUUAGCUCCUUUAGAUUAUUACCUUUUCCUUCUUUCAUGUUCAGUGCAUUUCAAAAGCAAGUCAAUUUUUUGCAAUAACUCAGUUGUCAAUUGAAACGCAGGUGUUCCCGAGGGAAGAAAAGACAGUGAGGGUGGAUGACUCCUUGUUGUAUAUUUCAGUUUUGAUCAAGUUUAGGUUACGAGAUCCAAAGCAUUGUCAGGUCAGCUUAUCCGCACUUUGCUCAACUGAAUCUUCCCUCACACAGAAGCGGUUCUUUUUAGGUUAGCACAGCGUAUGGCUGAAAUACUUUGGUGCUUAAUUCAAACCCACAAAACACAUGGUUGCCUUCAGGUGUGAUUGGUCAAUGCCUGACACGUGACGGGGCCUUCCUCGAGGGUUGUGCUCUGUCCCAGCGGCAAGAUGCUGGUUUUACUGUUCUGCCCGUAUGUCUCCCAUACUGUUAAAUAAUAUAUUUGGCCACGUUACUAUGCACUGUUUGCGCUAUUAAAACGCUCCGCUAUGUGAAGAGACAACGGGCAGGGAUUUAGUCAUACGUGUCUGGGUAGCACUGGUCCACAGGGUAUAGCGAUAGAAUUCAUAAAAUCACAGCUUAUUUGUUUUAAUCAUACACUGUAAAAAAAACAUUGUAAUAUUAAAUGGAACUCACAAUAAAAAAAA